Molecule: messenger RNA, 2625 nt
Organism: Bathycoccus prasinos
Lineage: Eukaryota; Viridiplantae; Chlorophyta; Mamiellophyceae; Mamiellales; Bathycoccaceae
Product: transcription accessory protein
Exons: 1
Coding region: 1-2625 (874 amino acids)
Biological process (GO): nucleobase-containing compound metabolic process; translation
Molecular function (GO): mRNA binding; structural constituent of ribosome
Source: RefSeq, a predicted model, not a curated record
AUGAAGAAGCGUUCAUAUCCUUUCCUUUCGCUUCAACAUUCGCAACGCGGACCGCAAAGAAGAGCGAAAUUCGCAACGACAUCCGACGACGUUUCAACGCGAGUUCUCGAAGACGACGAGGCGAAGAAACAAUUUCAAAUCGAAAAAAGAAUCGCCUCGAGCUUCCCACAGAUCCAAAGUGAAAACAUCGUCGCCGUUUUGCACUUACUGAGAGACGAAUGCACGAUUCCGUUCAUCGCCAGGUACCGGAAAGGAGAGAUUGGUUUUGGGUCAAUAAGUGGGCGAGCGAUGAGCGAAGUCGAGAUUAAACAGAUCAAAGAUGUAUUCGAGGAGGAAGAAAAGAAAGAGAAGUUUAAAGAAAAGAUUUUACGAGCGAUCGAGGAGAUGUUGUCGAAGAAGUCGUCGUUUGAAUCGUCUGAUUUGGAGAGGAGAGAGAGGGAGAAGAUUGAACGCGCGCGCGAGAAGAUUCGUAAGGACGACGAUACCGCGACGACGAUGACGCUUCGCGACAUGGAAGAGUUGUGGCGAACGAUUAAACCGGACGCGAAAGCGAGUAACACGCGAGCGAAGAAGGCGAGGGAGAGAGGUUUAGAACCGUUGGCGGAGAUGAUCGCGAGGAGAGAUUUUCGAGCGGUUUCGCGGAUGCGAGAGGAGAAGAAACGGUUGAACGAAAAGGACGAGGAGGAGAUUUGGAAAGGCGCGAGGGAUAUACUCAGCGAAUGGGUUGGGAACGAGAGUCUGGUGAGAGAGUGCGCGAAGGCGCAAAUGGGGAAGUUUGGGAGGGUGACGUGCGCGAAAGUACUACCAGUAGGAGUCGCGGGUAAGAAGGAUACUAAUACUAAUACUAAUACGAGCAAUACUAAGUCAACUCCAAAAGAACGGAGAGAACAGAAAGCGUUGGAAUCCGCGGAACGGUACGACAACUUCUCGGCUUUGGUGACGCACGUGAAGCCGCACCAAAUUUUAGCGAUGAAUCGAGCCGAAACGAACGGGACGUUACGCGUGAAAGUAGAGUUGGAUUACGCGAGGCAAGUUAUUCCAGCCGCGGAACGAUUCAUGCGCUCGUUUAAAACCGCGGGAGGAGAUGAACAAAAAUACAACAAGGUUUGCGAAGAGCAAAUAAAAAUGGCGUGCGAAGACGGCGUGAAACGGUUCGUCAAACCGUGGGCGGAACGCGAAAUGCGAACGCAGUUGAAAGAAGAGGCUUUGAAACGCGCGUCGUUGGAUUUCGCAGCAAACGUGAAAGCGUUGUUGUUGCAACCGCCUUUGCGCCCGCAAGGAACGGUUUUAGCUUUAGAUCCCGGGUACAGAGCCGGGUGUAAAUGCGCCGUCGUCGAUAAGAUGGGCAACGUUUUAGAAACGUUCGUGUGUUAUUUACACAAAGAGAUGGAAAUGAAAAAGAAGAUUAAAAACGUGUGCGAACAAUACAAAGUCUCCGUAAUAGCUAUUGGAGACGGCACCGCGUCGAGAGAAACCGAAACGCUCGUGGCGAACUCGAAUUUGAACAUUAUCGUCGUCGACGACGACGACGACGAUAAGAAGAAUGAUUCCAAAAAUUCUUGUUUGCGAGGAUGGGUCGUGACGUCCGAGGCUGGCGCGUCCAUAUACUCUGCCAGUGAGAUUGCCACCAAAGAACUUCCCAACUUGGACGUUUCCUUGCGAGGCGCGGUAUCCAUCGCUCGAAGAGUUCAAGAUCCUUUAGCGGAAUUGGUGAAACUCGAUCCCAAACACGUCGGCGUCGGAAUGUAUCAACACGACGCGAAAAGCGGCGCUUUAGACAAAGAGCUCGAUUAUGUCGUCGAAUCCGCCGUCGCGUCCGUAGGCGUGGAUUUAAACACCGCGUCGAUAUCGCUCCUUUCCAGAGUUCCUGGAAUGACAAAAAACGUCGCCAAAAACAUCGUCGAAGAACGCGAAAAGCGAGGUCGAGCGUACUCCUCCAAAACAGACGCGAAAACAGUCAAAGGCUGCGGCGCGAAGACGUUCGAGCAAAUCGCAGGUUUCUUGAGAGUCGCGGAAAGUGACGACAUUCUCGACCGAACGGCUGUGCACACGGAAAGUUACGACGUGGCGCGAAAAUUGCUGAAAAAAUGCGCCGACGACGCGUCGUUGUUGGAAACGUUGGCGACUGGCGGCGGUAACAUAAGCGCGGAAGUGGGGAAAGAAAUAGGCGUCGACGAAAACACGCUCAAAGACAUGGCAAAAAUGCUCGUCAAUCCGGAAGAAGGUAACGACGAACGUCUUCUAAAAGUAGUGCCAGCCUUAAACAAUAACAACACCGCCGCGACGACUACGACAAAGACAAAAAUCCAACACCAAAACGCCCAAAUCGGCUUAAACAUCCGCUCCGGCGCGCUCACGUUAUCCACCUUAAAAAAAGGUCAAAUCUUAUCCGGCGUCGUCAAAAACGUCUGUCAAUUCGGCAUCUUCGUCGACGUCGGCGUGGAAACCAGCGGUUUAAUCCACAGAUCCACGUUUUGCAAGAACGAGAACAACGACAAAUACGACGACGCCAAAAAAGAACCGCACGAUAUCGCUCGCGCGGGUGAAAAAGUCUCCGUUCGCGUCGGCGACGUCGACGUCCAUCGCAAGCGCUUACAGCUCUUCUUUUUACCAGCGCCGCAGUAA